Molecule: messenger RNA, 1737 nt
Organism: Rhodotorula graminis WP1
Lineage: Eukaryota; Fungi; Basidiomycota; Microbotryomycetes; Sporidiobolales; Sporidiobolaceae
Exons: 7
Biological process (GO): dephosphorylation
Molecular function (GO): phosphatase activity
Source: RefSeq, a predicted model, not a curated record
CCCGACUCGUCCCCACUCGGCCACCCGACACCCGGCUCGCUCCACCUCACCGCGCACCACCUCGUCUUCAAGCGCGACGACGUCGACGCGAGCACCGACAGUGGCGACGAGGUCUGGAUCCCGCUCACGCUCCUCCACUCGGUGACGCGCACCCCGCCCUCCCUCACCGGCGAGCCGACGCCCCUCGUCCUCCGCACGCGCGACUACCUCACCUACGAGCUCUCGUUCGCCUCGAUCGCCGACGCCGACCUCGCGUGGGACACGCUCAAGGCGCAGUGCGGCACCCUGUCGAGCGGCGGGCUCGAGGCGCGGUACGCGUUCGCGCAGCCGAGGAGGACGGCCAAGGGCGAGGGCGAGGGGGACGGCGCCGGCAAGGGCAAGGGGCGCGCAGACGGGUGGGAGGUGUACGACGUCGAGAAGGAGUUUGCGCGCAUGGGCAUGGGCACGAGGAGCAAGGCGUGGAGGUUCACCAACGUCAACGCCGACUUUCAGUUCUGCCCGUCGUACCCGGCCAAGAUUGUCGUUCCCGCCAAGAUCUCGGACACGACGCUGUCGUACGCCGUCAAGUACCGCAGCAAGAGCCGCAUCCCGGGCCUCGUCUACCUCCACUGGGCCAACCUCGGCUCGAUCACGCGCUCGUCGCAGCCCAUGGUCGGCAUCACGCAGAACGCGCGCUCGAUCCAGGACGAGAAGCUCAUCGAGGCCAUCUUCACGUCGCACUCUCAGCACUCGCACGCGCUCCAGCCCAUGCACCAGAUCGUGUACGGCGCGACGCCGAGCAACAUCAUCAUCGACGCGAGGCCGACCAAGAACGCGUACGCCAACUCGGUCAAGGGCGCCGGGACCGAGAACAUGCUCUACUACCGCAACUGCAAGAAGGAGUACCUCGGCAUCGACAACAUCCACGUCAUGCGCUCGAGCCUGAACGGCGUCUUUGACGCUCUCGCCGACGCCGAGUCGACGGGCACGCUCGACCGAGCCGCUCUGCGCCGCACCAACUGGCUGUCGCACCUGACCAACAUCCUCGACGGCGUCCUCAUCGUCGUCCGCACGGUCCACCUGUUCAACUCGCACGUCCUCGUCCACUGCUCGGACGGCUGGGACCGCACGUCGCAGCUGUCGGCGCUGCCGCAGCUGUGCCUCGACCCGUACUUCCGCACGGCGCGCGGGUUCGCCGUCCUCAUCGAGAAGGACUGGGUCUCGUACGGCCACCGGUUCGCCGACCGGUCGGGCCACCUGUGCAACGACCGCGUCGACUUUGUCCACAAGCUCGGCACGGACGCGUCGACGCAGCAGGCGUUCCUCGCGAGCGUCACGCGCCAGUUUGCCGGGUCGUCGCACGCGUUCAAGGAGACGUGCCCGGUCUUUCAGCAGUUCCUCGACUGCGUGUACCAGGUCCAGCGCCAGUUCCCGACCCGGUUCGAGUUCAACGAGCGCCUGCUGCGCCACCUCGUGCGCGAGACGUACGGCGACGCCCAGGGCACGUUCCUCUUCAACUCGGAGCGCGAGCGCGCGGAGCUCGACGCCCGCUCGCGCACGGCGAGCGUGUGGGAUACGGUCUUUGACCCGGCGACAGGCACCCUCAAGCCCGAGUUCCGCAACCCGGCGUACGAUCCUGCGCUCGACGACCCGCACCGCAAGUCGCCCGACGCCGACCAGGGCGUCGUCCUGGUUGACGCGCACGACGUCCGAUGGUGGCACGAGCUGUUUGGGCGUGACGACGACGAGAUGAACGGC